AUGGUUGCAUUCCUGAAUUUGUUGCUUUUUCUAUUGACAUGCUGUGCAAGAGUGUAUGAAGAUUCGACUGUUCUUAGUCAGCAUGCUUCGGUUAAAAUUUUACAGGUCAAGGUUUUUAUACCGCAAUCGUCAUCUUUUUUGUUCAGUAUUCCUCGUGUGAGACCCGCCAUUGAGCUGGCAAAACAGAAAAUAGAAGCCGAAAAACGUCUUCCUGCGUGGAAUCUUGUGUUUUCCUAUAAGGAUUCUCAGUGUAGCAGUACGCUUGGUCCACUUCACGCAGUCACUGCCUUUGCCGAAAACAACGUCCACUUGUUUCUAGGGCCGGUAUGUGACUUUUCUUUGGCGCCCAUCGCUAGAUGGCUCAAAUAUUGGGACCUACCUUUGCUCUCUGUUGGUGGUCUUUCAAGUGGCUUUGGAAAGAACAAAUCCCACCCAAAGAGUGACAGUUAUCUUCUCACUCGAAUGAGCCAGACUUUCAAUGGCGUCAAUGAUCUGUUUUUUUUCGUCAUCCAAAAGUUUGGAUGGCGCAAGGUAUUCCUAGUUUUCGAGAUUACAGGAAGACCAAAACUAUCAAGUGAUAAAUUCUGCAAAGCCUUUAUUGAAGGUGUGACAGAAAAAAUAAUAAAGUACAGUUCCCACCAAAUGCCAGAAAAUCCAACGAGGGAACAAAUUAGAAAAUUAUUGAAAAACAAGAUUGGUUUCGAGUUUGGAGGCUUGGUUUUAGAUAUGACUUUGGGAUUGUUUUCUUCAGAAUUUGUCAGAGGGUCUGAUGGAUCUUUAUCAGGCAAUACAAUCCAAGUUGCAGUGACUUUGCCCAAAGCUACUUCUUUUUUGUGUAGCAUUUCCCGAGUGCGCCCAGCUAUUGAAUUAGCAAAAAGGCAGAUUGAGGAAAAACAUUUACUUAGAGGAAAGAAGCUUAAGUUUCUAUACUCAGACUCCGAGUGUAGUAGUGCAGUGGGACCCUUACAUGUGGUGACUUCUUACGUCCAAAAGGAUGUCCAGUUAUUUUUAGGUCCAGCCUGUGAUUAUGCUGCUGCCCCCGUUGUUCGCUGGCUCAAAUACUGGGACCUUCCACUGCUAACAUCAGGAGCUUUGGCUGGAGAUUAUGGUCACCAAAGAACAGACCCUAAUGCAGAAUACUACCUGCUAAUUCGCACUGGCCUAUCUUUUAACAGUGUAACGGAAUUUAUUCUAUCAACUUUUGCCAAGUACAGGUGGGAGAAAACAGCAUUAAUUUACCAGGCUUCUGGUCGUCCUGAUUUGACGAGUGACAAAUUUUGUUAUUUGUACACCACUGCUGUCGUAGCUGGCCUUCGAGCUCUAGACUUCACCUUCAACUUUGUUUUAGAAAAAUUACCAGAAAAAGCCUCCAGAAAUCACAUAAAAAACUCUUUAGAGGAAAAAGUUGGGACAGAUUUUGGAGUGAUCUUGAUGUGCUUAUCUCCUGAUACAAUUCGGGAAGUUCUACUGGCGGCAGAUGAGUUAAACAUGGUGGACAGUGGAGAGUAUGUGUUCUUCAGUAUGGAACUCUACGCUAGCAAAAAUGAAACUCUGUGGCCUUGGUAUCGGGAAUCAAAUACAGCGGAAGAGAACGAUCGUGCACGAAAGGCUUAUGAGGCUCUUCUCACCAUUACCUCGCCCAUUCCGGAAACACCCGAAUAUGAAAAGUUUUCCGAAGAUGUAAAACAAUUAGCGAAAACUGACGUUCAUUUUGAUUACGGCACAGAAGAGUUCAUCAUAGGAAUUUCAGGCAACGUCACCAUAGACAGUAACGGAGACCGAUAUGUCAAUUAUGCUUUGAUGGAUUUAAAUCCCGAAACAGGAACAUUCGAAGUCGUUGCGAAUUACGUUCAAGAAAGUAAACAAUUGGUGGAAGUCGAAGGGAAAAAAAUCCACUGGAGUGGUGGACGCCAGGUGCCGCCGCUAGACACUCCAGUCUGUGGAUACGACAGGUCAAAAUGCCCCGAAAAUAAGAUCCCACAAUACGUAAUCGUAAUAGCUGUGAUGAGCGGACUUAUGGUUGUCUUGGUGAUCAUCUCAUUCUUCAUUUACAGGCACUUUAAACUGGAAGCAGAUAUUGCCUCGAUGACGUGGAAAAUCAAAUACGAAGAGAUCCUAACAAGUUCUUCCUAUAAACGCCCUCUGGGGUCAAGAAUGAGCACAGUUCGGUCAAGUAUUCCUAGUUCCCACUCCACAGAAACUUUACCACUAGGGGAACAGUCUCGUCAAGUGUUCACAGUGACAGGAUUCUAUAAAGGAACAAUGGUUGCCAUCAAACCAAUUAAUAAAUUCAGAGUCGAAGUACACCGCCAGUUACUGCUGGAGCUAAAAAGGAUAAAAGAUCUUCAACAUGAUCAUUUGGUCCGAUUUAUAGGCGCGUGCGUUGACCCACCAUUCUGCUGUCUAGUGACAGAAUAUUGUCCAAGAGGAAGUCUUCAGGAUGUACUGGAGAAUGACCAGAUUCAGCUGGACUGGAUGUUUAGAUACUCACUGAUGCACGACUUGAUCAAAGGUAUGGCUUUUCUGCAUAGCACUGAAUUCCGUUCCCAUGGAAACCUUAAGUCUUCCAACUGUGUAGUGGACAGCAGAUUUGUUCUAAAAAUCACCGAUUUUGGACUUCACAGUCUCAGAACAUAUGAUGAGAAUGAAAACGAAAGCUCUUACGCCUAUUGGAGAAAAAGUUUAUGGACAGCGCCAGAACUUCUUCGCAAAGGUAAUUCACAACCGGAAGGAACACAGAAAGGUGACGUGUAUGGUUUCGCAAUCAUUGUGCACGAGAUUGUAAUACGACAAGGGCCUUUCUAUCUUGACACUCUCGACUUAAGUCCUAAAGAAAUUGUUGAAAACGUUAGAAGUGGGCACAAUCCACCGUUCCGACCAGUUAUCCAAGACGAAUCUUAUGAUGAAGAACUGGUCCAGAUGAUGAAAAGGUGCUGGGCAGAAGAUCCUGCAGAACGACCAGAUUUCCAUAGCCUAAAAGGCGUCAUUCGAAAAUUAAAUAGAAUUGAUAGUGGUUACUUAUGCGUCGUCGAUCUUCUAAACGAUUUGUACACGUGUUUUGAUUCCAUUAUCGAAAACUUUCAUGUGUAUAAGGUGGAAACGAUCGGCGAUGCAUACAUGGUAGUGUCAGGCCUUCCCGAACGAAACGGUAACAUCCAUGCUAGAGAAAUUGCAAGGAUGUCGCUGGCACUUUUAGAUGCUGUGAUGUCUUUUAGCAUUCGUCAUCGGCCACAGGAACAACUGAAACUUCGAAUAGGAAUUCAUUCUGGUUCAUGUGUUGCUGGAGUUGUAGGCUUAAAGAUGCCAAGAUACUGCCUAUUUGGAGAUACCGUCAAUACGGCAUCCCGCAUGGAAUCAACUGGGCUACCACUUAAGAUACACGUGAGUCCAACGACAAAGGAAGUGCUGGAUACAUUUGGAACAUUCAGUCUUGAACUUCGAGGAGAGGUUGAAAUGAAGGGAAAAGGAAGAUUAACAACUUACUGGCUGAUGGGAGAAAAACAUUCCUCGCUUCAAGAGUCUUCUUCUGCAGAUGGUGUCGUCAAACACACGAAGUUAUAA
Molecule: messenger RNA, 3561 nt
Organism: Limulus polyphemus (Atlantic horseshoe crab)
Lineage: Eukaryota; Metazoa; Arthropoda; Merostomata; Xiphosura; Limulidae
Product: atrial natriuretic peptide receptor 2-like
Exons: 22
Coding region: 1-3561 (1186 amino acids)
Biological process (GO): cGMP biosynthetic process; receptor guanylyl cyclase signaling pathway; protein phosphorylation
Cellular component (GO): membrane
Molecular function (GO): peptide receptor activity; guanylate cyclase activity; protein kinase activity
Source: RefSeq, a predicted model, not a curated record